Messenger RNA from Vigna radiata var. radiata (mung bean), 1276 nucleotides. Its product is annotated as transcription factor MYB13. Lineage: Eukaryota; Viridiplantae; Streptophyta; Magnoliopsida; Fabales; Fabaceae. The record is from RefSeq and is a predicted model, not a curated record. The coding region runs from base 99 to 965 and encodes 288 amino acids. The transcript has 3 exons.
UGAGAUUUAUCUCCGCUUUAAUUUGGUGUGUGGAUAUAUAAGAAAAAGAGAGUUUGCACUUGAAGCUGUGAACAAUUGUUUGAGUUUUGAAGGAAAGAAUGGGGAGAGCUCCAUGCUGCGAGAAAAUGGGGUUGAAGAGAGGGCCAUGGACUCAUGAAGAAGAUCAAAUUCUCAUCAAUUACAUCAACAUUUAUGGCCAUGCUAAUUGGCGUGCUCUGCCCAAACUAGCUGGGCUGUUAAGGUGUGGAAAGAGCUGUAGACUCCGGUGGAUAAAUUAUCUCAGGCCAGACAUCAAACGGGGCAACUUCACCCCAGAAGAAGAGGAUGCUAUAAUCAGUUUGCAUGAAAUGUUGGGAAACAGAUGGUCGGCUAUAGCAGCGAGAUUACCUGGUAGAACAGACAACGAGAUAAAAAACGUGUGGCACACCCACUUGAAGAAGAGGUUGCCACAAAAUUACCGACAAAGCCAAGAGCAACAACGAAGCAAAAAACAACCAAAGUUGGAUGGGGAUGCUUCCAAAACCAAUUACCAAGACGCCAAACUAGACCCCGUGAAUAACGUUCACCUUCAUGCAUCAACCAAAGAAGAUAAUAGCACAGAGGAUAUGCCACUUUCUCCUCCCCAAUGUUCUAGCGAUAUGUCUUCGCUCACCAAUAGUGACAACAAUAGCAGCAUUAAUAAUAAUAAUAAUUGUGACAUGUCCUCGCAUGUUAAUGAUAUUGACACACCGGAGAACAAUCUUGCACUGGACGAGGAUUUCUGGUCGGAAGUAUUGUUAUCUGACGAUAGUUCCGGUGAGACAAGUGGAUUUCCGAGCAUUGAUUAUGGUCGAUUUGAACCAAUGUCUAACGAAGAAGUAGGGGUGCUUAUAGAUGGGAGUUCGUCAAGUAUGAGCGAUGGCAUGGACUUUUGGUGCAACGUUUACGCCAGAGCUGAGGAAUUCAACCAGUUACUUGAAUUAUGAUGUUAGCCACUACAAUCAAAUCCUUUCAAUCGAUGGAAAACAUACAUUUGUUUUGUUCUGUUGUUUGGACUUCAAUUAAUUGAUGUGUGUCCUAUAGUUAAUUCGUAGGUUACAAGAAAGAAAUUAGUAAUAAUCUGUGUAUACAUUGAUGAUUGUUAAGUCACCUUAAUAAGCUUUUUAACAUUUGUAGCAAAUAACAUUUUUGUAUCAUCCUUACAGAGGUUUAGAUAACCUCAUGUACCUUUAGUGAGGAGUUUUACAUUAGUUGACUUAUUAAACUUGUAAACUUAAUUAAUUACAAAUUAUUUUUA